AUGCUGUUGCACGGGGCUCAAUCUCCCUCUCAUACGCUGGACGGCCACGCCCACCCCCUGGAGACCGAUCAGCACCAACACCAGCAUAGGCAGCUGAGGCGCAAGAGGAAGGCCGAGUCUCAGGACAAUGAGCGGUUGUCCAAGAGACUCAGUCUUUUGAAUUUGGAGAAGAAUGGCCAGAAGCUUUACGUCCCAGUAGAGAACCCCGCGGCCUCAUCAGCGUCAGCCGACGUCAUUCCAUCAUCUUCAGCAUCCGCAGUACCACCAACCACAACCCACAGUGGUCGCCGUCGUCGUCACGACCGCAAACCCCCUUCCGACGAUGAGGUGAUGCAGCUGGACGACUCAAAAUACAAGGUCUACAUUUACGACAUUGACGACGAGCUCUCCUCUUCGGAGAGUGAACCCGACGACGGCAAGCUGGUCUUCCUUCCGGACAUCGAGAAGCACCUACGCGCCACUCGCAUUCCCCCUCACAUCCUCGCCAACGACGAAGGCCAACUCGCUGGCAUGCAGGUGGUCCUCUACAACGAGCCCACCUCGCUGACCAUUCCGCAAGAGCAGGAUAGCGUUCGCAAGGCCAUCGUCGAGUCUCGCGCCCGCAUGCGCGAGAGACAGCGCCUCGAACGCGAGGGUAGGGGCGAGCCGGUGCAGAUGCCCCCGCCCUUCAUCCCCCAGCAACACAUUCCCCCGACGACUGCCGAACCUUUCACCGCCACGCAGGCUCCGGCACCCGUAGCAUACGACCCCGACGCCAUGGACAUGGAUUAG
Colletotrichum karsti is the source of this 771-nucleotide messenger RNA. RefSeq lists its product as uncharacterized. NCBI's taxonomy places the organism in Eukaryota, Fungi, Ascomycota, Sordariomycetes, Glomerellales, Glomerellaceae. The transcript has 2 exons. The coding region runs from base 1 to 771 and encodes 256 amino acids. The record is from RefSeq and is a predicted model, not a curated record.